GAUAUUGAACAAUAAUAAUGAUAAUAAUUUUUGUUUCAUCAAUUUUUUGGCUGUUAGCAUUGGAUUUUAUUUUUGGAAAAUUAAAAUUCAACAAAAAAAAAAUAUUUAUUUUUCUAAUUAUAUUCUGUGUAAAUUGUUUAUUCUCAUUAUUCACUAAUUUUGAUAUGAGGUACCUUAACAUAAUUAGAACCUACAAGAUUAUAAUUUUUAUAAAAUGCCGAAGCUGUUUUGUUGGGUUGAUGAAAAGAAAUGCCAGAUUUUUUCACUUUUUAGAUAAAAUUUUUUAAUAACAUUAAAUAACAACGUUGACACAGUCUUAUAUUUUUUUUUAAAAGAUUAUUUAAUAUUCUCCACGAUACAAGCACUAUACCCUGCCAUCCACAACUUAUCCUGAAGUAACAACACUGUAUACAGGAGAUUCAACUCCCAGCGCAUUGUUCAAAAUAUUAUGAGGACAAGAAAAUUCCGCGCAUGAGGUCUGGUGUUGGUACCAUGUAUGUGAUGCAGUGCAUUGGUUUGCACCCGCGUAGCAUCGGGCAUGUGGCAUUUCAUACCUAUUUAUGACUUGCCUCGCUUCCGCCCAAACACAAGAGUUCACUCCGAGCCAUCGAAGUGAACAGACGUCGGCGCUGACAGAAAAUUAAUUCUGAAAAUUAAUAGUGAGUGGUGACAGUGUGGUGGUAGUGCGUGACAAGACGAACAGAGAAGCAUACAACUGCAGGGAGAAGCAGAUAUUCAAGGAAGUAUCGUUCUGUUUCGUUAUACAGUGCAGCUCAAGAUUAUUGAGACACUGCAUAGCGAAGUGAUAAAUUUACUAGUGACAUUUUUUAUCUUUUCAGUGAAGUACAGGAGGAAGCCACGCAAGACGGGCUUGGGGACAGAAUGUCCGCCAAGAGGACAAAGCUGAUUCUGCCGGACGAAAUUUCGUCUGAAGAGGAGGGAACCACGGGCCCUACAACGAUGAUGGAGGGGAACUCGAGCCUCCUCAUGCGAAUUGCGGAGCUGGAACAAGAAAAGGCCGACAUGGCGCAGCAGUUGGAGUGCCAGAUGGCAUUCAUCAAGGAGCUGCAGCAGCAGAUGGCUGAAUUAAAAGCAGCUAACAUGGCCGCGAAGCAGCCGGUCCAACAGCAAGAAGUGCAACAGCAGCAGCUAAUUAAGCAACAGCGACAACAACAGCAGGAGCAGAGGAAGCAGCAGCGACAACAGCAGCAGCAGCAGCAACGACAGGAGCAGCAAAGCGAAGAAGAUGACGGCAUGUGCCCGGAGGUCAUCAUCGAGGAGGAGGAAGGAGACCCCUUCAACUUCGUCGUCCGAAAAAAGAAGGCAUCAAAUAAGACUAAGUUCAAGCUAUCCGGAUAUAGCAUUGGUGACCUUCACAUUCAAAAUAUGAUGGGGGCAGACUUCUACAAUUACCUUGGAAUUCUGCAAGGAACCCAUGCUCGAGUGGGUGCUUUGAAGGAUGUUUUGCUGACCGAACUCCAGCUAUGUGUGAAGCUGGUGCUAAAAUCGCAUCUCCCGGGGAAGAAUAAAACGAGCGCGUUGAAUAUAUUCGCUAUCUCUUCACUGGCGUAUGCAUUUUUAAUAUUGCCGUGGAUGAAGAAUGAUCUGGAUAACCUCCAGUGGCGGAUAUGGACUACUACGCUCAAAUUCCGAAUGCAUCAUCCAAAUUCUGCCAUGGAUUGGAUGAGCCUGCCCCGUAACCUCGCACAACAUCACCGCCAAGUCGAUUCGCUACGCGCUUAUUUUUAUAGCAAGGAACAGGCGAGUGCCUUGCAUGCAUUGUUUCUAAUGAUCCUUACAGUCACAGCUAGGUUCCGAAAAUUUAGUAUGGUUAAAUCAAAGAGUGAACAUAUUCUUCAAAAGGAACAGGCUGGAAACAAGAAACAUGAGGAUAUUUGUAGGCAAUGUCCUACAAUUUCAUCCAAUGAUAAGUACGAGGGUAGUUCAAUAAGUCCUUAGAAUGACCAACGGAUGGCGCGCGAAUCGCCUUAAAUCAUCUGUUUUUAGUCAGCGCCACUCCCGACUAGAUAUAUAGUGCAGUCACAGUCCACAUCUUCUGAGUUUACAUGUUUUUAUAAUCAAUUGAAAAAAAAAAAAAAUUGCUUGUUAAAAAAAAUGGAAAAAAACGAGUUCAGAGCGGUAAUAAAACAUUUUCAUUUAAAGGGCUUAACUCCAUAUGAGAUAAAAAAUGAAUUAGACUCGGUUCAUGGCACAUCUGCCCCCGGCUUAGCAACGGUUUAUAAUUGGGUAAAUGAAUUGAAGCGUGGUCGUAAAUCAACAAGUGACGAACCACGUUCAGGAAGGCCCGUAGAAGUGACUACUCCCGAAAUCAUCAAUAAAAUCCACGAUAUGGUGUUGAAGAAUAGAAGAUUAAAAGUGCG
This is a messenger RNA of Hermetia illucens (black soldier fly), 2381 nucleotides long. RefSeq names its product protein PIEZO homolog. The transcript is spliced from 2 exons. The record is from RefSeq and is a predicted model, not a curated record. The coding region runs from base 883 to 1959 and encodes 358 amino acids. Lineage: Eukaryota; Metazoa; Arthropoda; Insecta; Diptera; Stratiomyidae.